ACAGAAAGGGAGACUGGGAGACAGUCUGUACUGCAUUGCAUUGGGCACUGGCUUGGAAAGCAAAACAGAACAGAAAAGAGAGAAAAAGGAAGCGAGAGUUUUUCUGGUGAUCCUGGAACAACUGCAACACUGCACUGAAGGAGGAGGGAGGGCAAGUGGGAGGAGAGAAAGAGAAGGAGGGAGAGAAAGGAAAGACAGAAAUAGUCACACACAGAAGCGCAAAACAGACUGUCAAGGAAUAUCUGACAAGGAAUCAUUUUCCUUCCCGUUGAGUCACUCUAUAAUCUUCCUCCUCCAGCAUGCCUUUGUUCUUCCUCCUCUCCUUCUCUCUUUUAAAAAAAAUCUCAACUUGAACUAUUCAUGCAUUAAAUUUUGAAUGCAUCUUUCUCCUCUCCCUGACUCUCACUGUCUCUCUCUCUCCAUCUCUCUCUCUCUGUCUUCCUCCCUCCCUUCUCCUCACCACCUGUUAGUCUUGACUCUCUCUUCACCGGUAUUUCCAGUUUUACGGGGGAGUUUCACACUCACGCUAUUACUAAGCCCUAUGACUGUGCGAAAGGGAAACAAGCGCCUGACCAUCUCCAUCCAGGAACACAUGGCCAUUGACGUCUGUCCCGGGCCAAUCCGCCCCAUACGACAGAUCUCUGCCUACUUUCCCCGCCUCUCGCCCACUUCCUCCGUCUCUGAGUUGAAUCCAGCCAAUCCAUCUGGGUUUCCCUCCACGCUCAGCCCCAGCAGCGGAGGAGGGGCAGUAGGGGGAGGAGGAGGGGGCGGCGGUGGCCUGUUGUCCCCACUGUUGGCGGGGGCAACGGGAGACGGCGGAGGGGGCACGUUGUCGGCCAUGGGUAGCAUGGACACAUCAAUCGAGAUUGACAGCUGUGACAGCGAUGACAGCACCGCCUUGGGGACAUUGGAGUUUGACCUGCUGUAUGAGCGAGCCACCAGCUCCUUACACUGCACCGUAAUCAAAGCCAAGGGUCUGAAGCCGAUGGAUUUCAAUGGCCUGGCCGAUCCUUACGUCAAGCUGCACCUGCUCCCAGGAGCCUGCAAGGCGAACAAACUGAAGACCAAGAUCGUGCACAACACCCUGAACCCUGUGUGGAAUGAAAGACUCACCUACCUGGGCAUCACAGAGGAGGACAUGUACAGAAAGACACUCAGGGUGUCUGUGUGUGACGAGGACAAGCUGACGCAUAACGAGUUCAUUGGAGAGUCGCGGGUGGCCCUGCGCCGCGUGAAGCCUGACCAAACCAAACGCUUCAACAUUUGUCUGGAACACCCACCGCCCCUUCCCUCCCCUUCUGCAAUGAGUGCGGCACUGAGAGGCAUUUCCUGCUACCUGAGAGAGUGGGAGAGUGAACAGCAGAGGAGUCUGGAGGAGAGGGGUCGUCUGCUGCUCUGCCUGCAGUUCCUCCCCACGUCCGGUGUGGUCGAUAAGGCCAAAGGGGAGGAGAGGGCCCACGGAGGGCUAUGUGUGGGUGUGCGACGCUGCGCCCACCUAGCCGCCAUGGACGUCAAUGGAUUCUCGGACCCCUAUGUCAAAACGUACCUCAAGCCAGACCUGCAGAAGAAAUCCAAGCAUAAAACAGCCGUCAUAAAAAAGACUCUUAACCCAGAGUUUAAUGAGGAGUUCUUCUAUGAGAUCUCCUUCACGGAGCUGUCCACCAAAACCCUGGAGGUCACCGUCUGGGACUACGACCUAGGGAAAUCCAACGAUUUUAUUGGAGGCGUGUCCUUAGGCUGUCACUCACAAGGAGAAACUCUCCAGCAUUGGAUAGACUGUCUGAAGAACAAGGGCACAAAGGUGGAGCGAUGGCACACGUUGACCAAUGAGCUGCCUGGAUCCACAUUCCAUGAAUGAAAAUGGGCCAAUAAUAAUAUCUCACCACUGUACUGUUUUUGGCCAAAAUGUUUGGCUAAAUUGGGAUUAUGGAUGAAAAGGUGUUCAUCAUCGCAUGUUAUGAAGAUGUAUUCUGCAUGCUUUGAACAUUUGCGUUCAGAAAGAAAUGGUAGGGGUGUGGGGUUAGUUGAGCCAAAGGGGUUAGUUAAGGCAUCCUUGUUUCUAAGAAACCAUACACAAAAUGUAUAAUUUGGCCAAAUACUUAGGAAGCGGUCAUCAUUUCAUGGAGUCUGUGAAGAAGGGUUUCCUAAACUCGGACCCCAAGGGGUGCACUUUUAAAAAAUUCCCUAGCACUACACAGCUGAUUCAAAUAAUCAACUAAUCAUCAAGCUUUGAUCAUUUUAAUUAGCUGUGUAGUGUUCAGGCAAAAAAAAAAAAAAACAUGCACCCCUUGGGGUCCCGGGGACCGGAUUUGGGAAACGCUGCUGUGAAGGAAGAAACCAGGAAAAAGUGGGACGCAAGUCAGGUCCCCAAAAAUGAUUUUCACCAAGUCAAAUGAAUAUGUGUUAGAGGUUUCAUGAUGCUUGUAUUUGAACCAAAGUAGAUCAUUUUAAGAUUGUUCUAUACAUCAGUUGGGGUCUUUAUGAGUUUCAAUAUGAGG
Molecule: messenger RNA, 2498 nt
Organism: Oncorhynchus tshawytscha (Chinook salmon)
Lineage: Eukaryota; Metazoa; Chordata; Actinopteri; Salmoniformes; Salmonidae
Product: double C2-like domain-containing protein alpha
Exons: 11
Coding region: 377-1858 (493 amino acids)
Source: RefSeq, a predicted model, not a curated record